Messenger RNA from Cryptomeria japonica (Japanese cedar), 2642 nucleotides. RefSeq lists its product as uncharacterized. The record is from RefSeq and is a predicted model, not a curated record. NCBI's taxonomy places the organism in Eukaryota, Viridiplantae, Streptophyta, Pinopsida, Cupressales, Cupressaceae. The transcript is spliced from 5 exons. The coding region runs from base 585 to 1922 and encodes 445 amino acids.
UAAAAAGGGCGAUUUAACGGAGUGACACGGAGAGUGCUCAUGGGCCAAACAAAACCCUGCAAAAAAUGAAGCGAAUGAAUAGCUCUGUUCCACACUUCUGUGGAGGCGGAAAGCUGAUCCGCACAUGGUAAUAUAGGCUAUGGAAAGUAGGCGAUAGUGCAGUCAAUCUCUUAUCUAUCCUUCUGGAGCAAUUUGGUUAGGGAAGGAAAUUUAAUUUGGCUUCAAAUAUGGGAUUGUUGAGAUGCACUCCGAGUCAAUUCAAUUGUACCUCGUUUGUUGUGAAGUUUAUGGUGUGGUCGCCAAGGACAAGAUUUUUUAGCAGCAUCAAAGGGGAUUUAAACGCAUAUGAGAUUCUAGGAGUGGCAAACAAUUGCAGCGAUGUUGAAAUCAAAGCAGCAUUUCGUAAGCUGGCAAAGGAAACUCAUCCGGACUUGCAUAUACAUUUGCAGGCCGAUUUUCUCAAAGAUCGUUUUGUCCACAUUCUCGCUGCUUACGAGUAGGAGCUGCUUGGAAUUGGAGUGCAGAUUCUUUCUGAUCCACAGAAGCGAGCCCAAUAUGAUGCUGACUUGUUACUCCAAAGGCACAUGGAUGAAAAACAAUUCAAAAAUCAUCCAAAUAUAUAUACACAUGACAUUAUAUAUGACAACUGCUCCAGAAUGCAGCACAUGGAAGUGGUAGAAUGGCUAAAAUGGUAUAGGCAUGCGGUCAAUGAUAUUGUCUCACGAACUGAGAUAGGUGUGGGAUCAGGAUUACGAGAAUACCUUGAAGGAGAGAUUCAUUCUGCUAUUAGAGCAGCAUACUUUGGUCCAUCAAUUGAAUCCACGUAUACAUUGCCAGACUGUUUUGAAGCAGAGGAAAGGUCAGAUUCUACAGUAUCAGAGGUUUUACAUCUUGUUUCUGGCCGUCACCUCUUUGGAGUUGUCUGCUUUGCUGAUACAUUUAUUAAUCUUCCACAUGAACCGUCCUCCAAUGCAACUUGUUUUCCUUCAUAUACCAUGCCAAUAUAUCCUUCCAUGGAACAAAUGUCCACCAAGGAAAAACUUGAAAGAGCAAAUCAGCAGGUCUUCUCAGAGAAUAAUGCCGAAGUUCCAAAUCACCUUAAAGAUACAUACCCGCUACAAGUUGAGAAAGAAUCUCUUAAAAUCAAUCAAUUGGAUGCUUAUAAAGAUUUGGAGAUUCACCUUUUUGGAAAGGUUGUUGCUAGAGCAACUAGGGUUCCUCCAGCACAAUUUCAUGGUUCAAAUCAAGGCAAGGAUUCCCAAGAUUGCAUAUCUGUUUUUUUGGAGGUGGAUCAAACUACAUCCCAUACAGAACAGUCAUAUUCUGUAGGCUCUGAUUCCAAAACAGCUGUUCAUGGUUCUUCAAAAGUUCUUAUUGGUACAAUUUAUGGACUUGGGACAACUUCGUCAGAAGGUACAUGCUUUAUACAUGGUGCUGAUGGAAAAAAAUCUCACAUGAUAGUUCUCCACAGGACACCUUUGGUUAAGCACAUGUAUUGGUAUGAUGUUGGGCAAGAAAAUUCAGCUUGUGAAUGUAGGUGUACGAGAGCACGUCUCCCACCAAGCAAAUUUUGGAUUUUUGAACCUCGCUGUGAGAAGCAUGAUAUUGGGGGUUGGUAUGUUGAAACAUUUGGACGGGACAAGAAAGGAAAGACAAUCCCAUUUGGGAGACACUGGCAAAGCCUAAAUUACUAUGAUGGAUCAAAGUUUAUGGGAAGAUCUUCUCACCAAAGCUCACGAGGGAAACUUCAUCCAGCAAUGUACACCAUGGUUCUUGCUUAUAGAACACUAGACCUUGAAGCAGCCCAGGGUCAGAAGACAUUAAUGGGCGGCAUACUCAAAACCAACAUAGACCUAACAUCAAUGACUUCCAAUCUUUUACUGUGGUGUAAACGAAAACUGCCAUUCAUAAAAUUUUUCUGAAAAUAUUUGAGACCAAUAUUUUAUUAGCCUGUUAAAUAUUUUAUUCAUUAGCACAUGAGUAGGCAAAGAGUGCUGCACAAACCAAGUUUCUACCUGCAAUUUCUAGUCUAAUAUAAAAUAAACUUAGUAGAUUCUUCUUCUGGAUUCAAAUUGUGCAGUCAGAGAAACAUGAAGGAAACAUUAACCCUUCAGCUUCAUGAUGCAUAAAUAGAAAGUUGGAAUCCUUGACCCUUAAGUCCUUUUCAUUUCAAGAAUCAAUCUUUUGGAGUUUUUUAAUUUGUAUCUCUCCUUAAAGCAGUGAAUGACUAGCUUGAUCCUGUAAGUUUACUUCAUUUGACACAUAUUCAUGUAACAUUUCCAAUACAAACAGUGGAUACCCGCGACCCAUAUCUACUGCUACUGUGUAUAUGAGCACAAAUGAGAAGAUCAUCAUCUGGCUUCAAUUUAGGUGCAUCUCGGUGUAGAUGAUAGUGCUGUUGGAAGUUGUAAAUAAAGCAUCUCUCAUAGCUAAGCCCAAGCGGAGUUUUAGGAAACAUAAUAAUGAUAUUAUAUUGAUUUCUAAAGUUUCUUUAGGCUGUGAUAAAAAAGAAACAUGGAUCCACUGAUUGAGAUGAAAGAGCUAUACCUUCGAUUAAGGUUGUGGGAUUGUAUGUUGAAUAAAACGUAACAUGUAUUUAAGUCAAGCUAAUGUUGUAUACUAUCUUUUGAGGUUGCCAAAUU